Molecule: messenger RNA, 1047 nt
Organism: Fomitiporia mediterranea MF3/22
Lineage: Eukaryota; Fungi; Basidiomycota; Agaricomycetes; Hymenochaetales; Hymenochaetaceae
Exons: 2
Coding region: 1-1047 (348 amino acids)
Molecular function (GO): protein binding
Source: RefSeq, a predicted model, not a curated record
AUGCCACCAUAUGAAGCUACGCGAUACAGGAACAGGCCCAGAGAAAGCGGACGAAAUCUGCGCCAUUUCACUGUCCAGCCGCCCUUCGACGGGGAUCCCGACGCCGAUGUUAUUCUACAAUCAUCGGAUGGCGUGAAGUUUCUUGUCAUCAAGUCCAUCCUUGCGCACGGGUCUACGUUCUUCAAGACUAUGUUGACUCUGCCUCAACCACCAAAUCGUGCACCUUUACCUAAGGAUCCAAUGUUUAGUACCGGCUCCCCGACAGAAUCCGGACUUCCAGUUAUUCCCAUGACAGAGUCGGACGCGAAAACAAUUGAUGUAUUUUUGCGGAUACUAUAUCCCAUCACGUCACCAGACAUCAAAGACCUCAAUCUUGUGGACAGUCUCCUCAAGGUCGGAGUCAAAUAUGAUUUUGACCUUGUAGUGGAUCGGGCGAAGGACGAAUUAUGUAAUUCAAUUGUGAGAGAUGAAGAUAAUGCCAUAAAGGUGUUUGGGAUAGCUUGUCGAUAUAGGCUAGAUGACACCGCCCGUCUUGCUUCAUACAUGACGCUCAAAAAGCCUUUCUGUUCAAGGCUUACUCCGGACUUCGAGGAGCUUAAAAUGAGGGACUUCUAUUGCUUGUUCGAUUACUAUCGGAAGGUGGUAACAGCGGUGCGAUCGUUGUUUUUAGAUGAGCAGAGCGGCGUGUCAUAUUGCAGGAAUAUCACGCACUCCAUUUUAGACAGGUCAGGGCGAUGCCCGCGUAGCCAUCGUGGCGAAGUGAUUACCCGAAGUCACGACGAGUCUGGCGUAGUGGACGUUGUGGAACAAGUAUAUUUCCUCGGCUGGUGGAUUGCAUUCAGAAAUUCGCUUUAUAUUAAGAUUGCCCAAGGACCUGCGUCGGAAAAAUUGGUCACCUUCGAGGCAAUCUGGAGGGAGGUAAAAGCCUGCUGUCCUCAUUGCCAAGCAACAGUCGAGAUGGAUCUUCGUUAUGGUUUGGCGGACGUUGUCAAUGCAGAGAUCAAGAGGCUCAUCAAUAGUGUGAGCCUUGAGAUACCAUGGGAUUGA